AUGCCGCCUAAGAAAAUGACUAAGUUACCUGAUAGUGACGCUUCGGAUGUUAAUGAUUCGGAAGAUAUAAAUGAUUCGCAGUUAUCCAUGUUAUUAGCUAAACGCGAAGUUAUAUUCGAAAUGGUGCAACAAAUGUAUGAUUUGUCUUUAAACGUUCAUAACAACGCCUCGCUUAUGGAAAGUUUCCUUGACGAGUCCGCGCAGAUAGAAUCAUUACGCGAUGAUUAUAAGAAAUGUUUAGAUGAAUAUAAUAUUCAUAACUUUAUUAGCGCAGUGCGCGCCUUACAGAAUAUAAAGUUAGAUAAUAUUACAGAUUUAAUGAUUGUUCAUAUCGCGCUGAAGAAGUUAGACUCAGAUACUGUUCGCGCUUUCGAGACUGAGUUUGAUGAGAGUUUUGGCACGCCAAAUAAAAUCGAUUUAUUAAUCGGUGCUUCUCUGUUCCCUCAUCUGCUUCUCCCCGACGUAGUUCAUGCAUCUCGUGACUCGUCGGCGCCCGCUGCAUUGCGCACGGUGUUAGGCUAUGUAAUAAUGGGUUCAGUACCCACCAUACCUAACAUACAUAAACCGCCCUUGACGUGUUGUCACGUUCAAGAGACCGCCGCUAUUGACUCAUUAGUGAGGCGUUUCUGGGAGCUCGAGGAGCUUCCUACCGCACCGCCCGUUCAACAUCCCGAUGAUGUUGAAUGUGAAGAAUAUUAUAAAUUAACUACAACCCGCGACCCCGUGAGUGGCAGAUAUAUCGUUUCGCUCCCAUUUAAGGAUGAUUUCUACACUCUCGGUGACUCAUUUAAUAUUGCCCGCAAACGUUUCAUGUGCCUUGAAAGAAAGCUACAGGCUUCACCUAAAUUAAGGUUGGCAUAUGAUGACGUCAUAAAAGAUUAUCUAACGAAGAAUUAUAUUUCACCCGCGCCUCCGUAUGAUCCGUGUGACCCUACACCUAUUUAUAUUAUACCGCAUCACGCUGUUCUGCGCGAGGAUAAAUCGUCGACUAAGCUGCGCAUGGUUUUAGAUGCUAGCAUGCCAACUUUUGGAAGCCAGCGUUCAUUGAAUGACCUUCUGCAUGUUGGGCCGAAUUUACAAGGCAAUUUGUUUACAAUAAUUUUAGGUUUUCGUCUCCACGCGAUUGCCAUGACCGCCGAUUGCCGCCAACAAUUUCUGCAGAUAUUCGUGCGUGAGUUUGAUCGUCGUUUUCAAUGUUUUUUAUAUCGUUUCAGCCCGCAGGAUCCGCUGCUUCUUUAUCAAUUUAAUCGAGUUUGCUUCGGCAUCAAGUCUAGUCCUUAUCAUGCACUGCGCACGGUAAGACAGCUCGUAGAAGAUGACGGCGCGAAAUAUCCGCUAGCGAGUAGCAUUGCGUCUUCCUCGUUGUAUAUGGAUGAUAUCGCCUUCUCUAUUCCCACGGAAUGUGAAGCAAUUUCCGCGUCGCAGCAGCUCAUCGAUUUGUUCAAGGGAGCUCAGUGGGAUCUAGUUAAAUGGAAUAGUAAUAGUAAAAAUGUGUUAGAUAAUCUUCCCGCUUCGCACAAACCUUUACCCUCCGCGGUAGAGUUUGAUAAGACCGUGCAACAUAAAUUACUUGGUCUGCAUUGGUCUACUGUUGAUGAUUGUUUUUAUUUUAAAAUUACCGCAUCCGCCGAUGUGACGUGCAUUAAGCGCUCCAUCUUGUCAACUACCGCCCGUCUGUGGGACAUGAUGGGCUUCAUUGCUCCCACAGUCGUGUAUAACAUCCCAUCAGAUAAUUUCUACCAUGUUUCUGGUAUUGAAAAUCCCGCUGACGUUCUUUCGCGUGGCAUUACGCCACAAAAUCUCGUCUCGCACCCUCUGUGGUUCCAAGGACCCCAGUGGGCUCGUUCGGACCCGUCUGAUUGGCCUCUUAGGAGUCUCGAUGGCCUUCAAACGCUUGAAGCCUUUUAA
Colias croceus (clouded yellow) is the source of this 1908-nucleotide messenger RNA. RefSeq lists its product as uncharacterized. The coding region runs from base 1 to 1908 and encodes 635 amino acids. The record is from RefSeq and is a predicted model, not a curated record. NCBI's taxonomy places the organism in Eukaryota, Metazoa, Arthropoda, Insecta, Lepidoptera, Pieridae. The transcript is spliced from 4 exons.